This is a messenger RNA of Mesocricetus auratus (golden hamster), 4356 nucleotides long. RefSeq names its product cytochrome P450 2W1. The transcript is spliced from 9 exons. Lineage: Eukaryota; Metazoa; Chordata; Mammalia; Rodentia; Cricetidae. Gene Ontology annotation, cellular component: cytoplasm; intracellular membrane-bounded organelle. The record is from RefSeq and is a predicted model, not a curated record. Gene Ontology annotation, biological process: xenobiotic metabolic process. Gene Ontology annotation, molecular function: heme binding; oxidoreductase activity, acting on paired donors, with incorporation or reduction of molecular oxygen, reduced flavin or flavoprotein as one donor, and incorporation of one atom of oxygen; iron ion binding. The coding region runs from base 1 to 1482 and encodes 493 amino acids.
AUGGCUCUGCUGCUCCUAGGUGUCUGGGGAAUCCUGCUGCUUCUGGGGCUGUGGGGGCUGCUCCGAGGCUAUGCCCAGGUCCCCUCCCCGGCCCUUCGGUGGCCCCCUGGGCCUCGCCCUCUGCCGUUUCUGGGGAACCUGCAUUUGCUGGGUGUGACCCAACAGGACCGGGCACUGAUGGAGCUCUCAGAACGCUAUGGGCCGGUGUUCACAAUCCACCUGGGAUCUCAGAAGACGGUGGUGCUGUCAGGCUACGAGGUGGUGAGGGAGGCCCUGGUUGGGACCGGGCAUGAGCUGGCCGACCGGCCCCCGAUCCCCAUCUUCCAGCUCAUCCAGCGAGGUGGGGGCAUCUUCUUUUCCUCUGGAGCUCACUGGAGGGCAGUUCGACAAUUCACAGUGCGCACACUGCACAGCCUGGGUGUGGGACAGCCACCCAUGGUGGCCAAGGUGCUGCAGGAGCUGGCCUGUCUUAAGAGGCAGCUGGACAGCUAUGGAGGCCAGCCCUUCCCCCUGGCCCUGCUGGGCUGGGCACCCUCCAACAUCACCUUCACGCUCCUCUUCGGCCAGCGCUUUGACUACCAGGACCCUGUGUUUGUGUCCCUGCUGGGUCUCAUUGACCAGGUUAUGGUCCUGUUGGGGUCACCUGGCAUACAGCUGUUCAACACCUUCCCGCGGCUGGGGGCUCUGCUGCGGUUGCACAGGCCCGUCUUGAGCAAGAUAGAGGAAGUGCGCACCAUCCUGAGAACCCUCCUGGAGGCACAGAGACCACCCUCGCCAAGUGGCGGCCCUACGCGGAGUUACAUGGAAGCUCUGCUUCAGCGGGGCCAGGAGGAUGACCCCGAAGACAUGUUUGGUGAGGCCAAUGUCUUGGCCUGCACAUUGGACAUGGUCAUGGCUGGAACAGAGACCACAGCAGCCACGCUGCAGUGGGCAAUCUUCCUGAUGGUUAAGCACCCACACGUGCAGGGCCGCGUGCAGGAGGAGCUGGACCGAGUACUGGGCCCUGGGCAGCUACCCCGGCCAGAGGACCAGCGAGCACUGCCCUACACCAGUGCAGUGCUGCAUGAGACCCAGCGGUACAUCACACUCUUGCCUCAUGUGGCCCGCUGCACAGCUGCUGACAUCCAGUUGGGUGGCUACCUGCUUCCUAAGGGCACCCCUGUGAUCCCUCUGCUGACCUCGGUACUCCUGGACAAGACUCAAUGGGAGACCCCAAGCCAGUUCAACCCACACCACUUCCUGGAUGCCAACGGGCAUUUUGUGAAGCGGGGUGCCUUCCUGCCUUUCUCCACAGGUCGCCGGGUCUGCGUUGGAAAGAGCUUGGCCACGACAGAGCUCUUCCUGCUAUUUGCGGGCCUCCUCCAGCGGUACCAUCUGCUGCCCCCACCCGGCCUCAGCCCCGCAGACCUGGAUCUGCGGCCUGCCCCAGCCUUCACCAUGAGGCCACCUGCCCAGACCUUGCGUGUGGUGCCUAGAUCCUAGGGUGCUUACACACUGGAAAACUACCAGAGCCUAGCCUACGUCUCCCUCAGGGUGCUUUGCAGGCGGUGGUGCUGCUGGAGCAGCCUUAACAAUGCAUGAUGGGUAGACAGUACCUACUCUGUCCCUCUGUACCACCGGCUGGGUCCAAUGUACUGUGUACAAUGGGGCCAGGCUGCUCACCUCUGACCAUUGGAGGUUGGAAGCUGACCUUCCAUCUGGGCACCAUGGGGGGGCUCAGGUAUGCCCCCUGCCCAGCCCAGCAGUCCUAUGUUGGCCUGAUACGGUGUUUCCAGGAGCCCUAACUCACCUUCCAGGUUCUUACACCCAAACACUACAGACUGUUCUCCACUCUGGCCCCCAAGGCAGCCAAAUCCCCAGAGCACAGACUAGAUCCCAGUUCUUUCCUUGCUCUCCUUCCCCACCAGGCCCUACCAUUGGCUAUACACAGGCCCUGCACCAGGCCAUGGGGGUCCCCAUACCCAGAUGCAUGGUCUAUAGCCCUUCCCCAGCCCCCAGUGUACCCUCAUCUCUCUCUCUACCUAGGGUGAAUGAAUCUGUCAGCCCCACUUUGGGGUGCUCCACCUUUGCCUGGAACCAAGGGGGAUCUCAGGGGAAUACCUCAGCUUGACUGCAGGUGACAUUUCUGUCCCCUUCUUCUGCCUCUUCUUCUGUGAAGAAUGGCACUCCAUGGUCACCCGGGGCAAGAAUGCUCAGUGGAAAAGAGCCUUUCUCAGCUGAUUUCUGGGGAACCUCUCCCCCAAGGUCCUAAAGCCAGUUCUCACUGACAGUGAGGGACCGAUCAUUUCCCUUUUCAAAUGGGCUACCAGGAGACCCAGGGCUAUGGUUCCUGGUCCAUCCUCCUACUCUCUGUGCUGUUUAUCCUUUGUUUCUCUGUGUUCACUCAAGGCUUUGGAAUGCUCAGGCUAACCCUGCUGCGCAUGUCUGUUACGACAACAUGCCAACUCUAGCAGAGUCUCCUUCAGCAGCAUCCCUGUAGCCCCUGACACGGCCGCCGACAGCACAAGGCUGCCUCAAGCGGGGAAAGGCAGGGCUAGCAAGAGCCAAGACCCAGAUGGUGUGAUGCUUGAGUCCCUUCUGGCACCAAGAGUCUGGUGGUUGGUGGUAAAGGGACAUGAAUGAAUCCCCUUGGGCUCUGAUGUCCACUGCUUUGAUUAUAGCCCCCAGGCAGUGCUUUAAAGUAAUUAAGCCUGAAGUGACAGAAAUGCCUGAAGAUCACAGGACAGGCUGGGGACAUUGCUUUGUAUGUGAGGUUGUGAGGUUGGGUCUGGCCACAAAUAGCCAGAUUGCUUGGGACCCAUGACCCAUGAAGAGGUCCACAUUUUGGCUAGCUGUCUCACUCCCCACGUGAAUGUAGUAUUCUGCCACUGUGCCCAAGUGCUAGGGAUCUGAGACAAGCCUAUCACUUUUCUUUUUUCCAGACAGGGUUUUCCAUGUAGCCCUUGCUGUCCUUGAACUCACUAUGUGGACUAGGCUGACCUCAGACUCACAGAUGUCUGCCUGCCUCUGCCUCCGGAAUGCUGGAAUUAAAGGUGUUUUUCACCACUGCCCAGCUCCAUCUUAACAUUUUCACAAGACCCAGGGACGGUUCAGCUCUGCUCCACUCAAGUGAGCUGGCAUGGUUUGCAGCCUGGGGGCUGUGCAUCCUCUCUUCUGCCAUGUGGCAAUUUGUUCCAGGCGGGAGGGCAGUGAGUCAAUGUGCUCAAAGCUCGUGGAUGUAGGAACUGCCCUCUAGUGGCAGAUGGACCUGAAGGGACUUCUCAGGAAGGAACUGUGGCUGCUCUCACAGGCUCAGGAUGUUGUGAACACUGGACCUCUGGGCAGCUGAGGGCAGUCUGGCUUCAACCCAGCUGGCUCUGGCUGGCCAUCUCCUCACUGUGACGCAUGUCCUGUGCACUUGGAACUGGGAGUGGGUGGUGGAACUCUGUUCUCUUGGGCCUGGGAUCAGAGCAGUUGUCAUCACCCAAAGGAGACCCUUGAGGGACUAGGCCUGUUAACUUCCCAUGUAGGGGAGGGAUACCAAGGUAGGAGGGUCACUUGACCCACCUGAGUUCCCAGCUACCCUUCCCUCCUGCCUCUUCAACCAUGGGCACAAAAUACUUGGCAAGUCAGACAUUUCUGCACAAUGAUAAAAAAUUAGAAGUAAAAUGUGUAGCAUGGUGGUGGUGGUGCACACCAUUAAUGCCAGCACUUGGGAGGCAGAGGCAGGCAAAACUCUUGAGUUCGAGACCAGCAUGGUCUACAGAGCGAGUUCCAGGACAGCCAGGGCUACACAGAGAAAUCUUGCCUAGAAAAACAAAACCUAAACAAAUAGAAAAAAACAUGUUAACAAAUCCUAGUUGUUUCCUGGUAUCACACAGCACAACUUCCUUGCAGCCUUGGUUCUGAACACACAUGCAUAACACACUGUGCAUGCCCCCCCAUGCUCUGAACACACUGUGCAUGCCCCCCCAUGCUCUGAACACACUGUGCAUUCCCCUGCCACAUAGUAUGCAACCUGAAACACCCUGGCUCAGAGCCAGAUAUUAUCCGUCUCAGUGCUUUAUUUAUUUUGGUUUUUUUGAGACAGGGUUUCUCUGUGGAGCCCUGGCUGUCCUGGAACUCACUCUGUAGACAAGGCUGGCCUCUGCCUCCUGAGAGCUGGGAUUAAAGAGUCUUAAGCCUUAAGAUAGUUUGCAGAAAAUAGGCUUUCAGUGUUUUCUGGCCCCCUCAGUUUCUCAGCAAUAAGGUCACAAAUCCAUGGACUGUGCUGCAUUAGAUGGUCAUGAAUAGGCAAAUCUGUUUCAAUCUUUAAUAAAUGGCAACAUUAUAUGUAUUUAGAAUAGUUUAAAAAUAAAUUUAUUAUGAUCUAGUAUA